AACCUUGAGUGGGCUUUUCAAACAAUUGAAAACUUUUCUUUUUUUUUCUUUUCCAGACUGUCCCUGAAUUUUAGCAGAACUGAAGUUUUCAUGCUGUGCAUGCCCUGGAUGCCCUGAAGCUGAGGAACACUUCAACCUUGAAUGGGAACAAGGAUUCUUGGGCAUCCAGGAGACUCGAAUUCCAAUGAAUUCCAACAGUAACUCUUCCCUUCCGUUAGUCAGAUGCCGGGAGACAAAGGAACUACUUUUGUAGAUCAUCAACCAAAGAAGAAUAUAUUAAUUUAUUACAAGUGAACAAAAGACAUUCCUGUUGAAUACUUUUACAUACAAAGAACUAUUAUUUAUUACAUAUUUCAGCUUGUGGGAAAGUAAGGAAUGCAUUGAUUCUGGAAAUAGCUAUGUGGAUUUGGGAAGUUCUCUAGGUCUUUAUCAUUGUUCUCCCCUACCUCGCAUACAUUUAAAGAAGCUGUUACUUCAGGGAGGAAAUCCCUAUUUGUUCUUUUUUCAUCCAUCAUCUAUAUUCAUUAUUCAGAAAGGAAAACAAAAUUGAGCAGUGAUUUUAUUUCUCUUGCAUAACCUUGUUACAUGUAGCCAUAUUCAAAUUUAACAAUGCUUUGUAUUUUAUUGCUACUGUUUACAUAUUAUGUAUUACAUAUGACUGAACAAUUCUACAUUUAAAAUAUUGUUUCCAUUAGAAAAAAAUGAACUAAUAAGUGUCAAAUGGAGAUGAAGAAUAAACAUACUUGGUAUAUUUAUAAGAUGGGAUCAUUUAAAAUGCACACAAAUAGGAUGAAUAUUUUGCUACUGUUACAUGUUAUAUAGUUUGCACACUGCUUAAAGUGUAUUUAUUUAACAAUGCCCUUAACCAAGUUAAUUAAAGUAUUUCUGCCUGGUGACUGUGUUAAAGCUUGGGAGGUAGUGAAUGAUGCUGCCAGUUACUUCUGCUAAGUUAAGUUGAAAUUAAGCACUUAUUAUAACCUUUCCUAACAAUGUGAGAAAGACUGAGUAAAUAUAUUAAAUUUGUUUCACAACAGAUGCUUGGGUUGUUAAUAUUUAAGAUGCCUAUUCAUGCUAUUCCUGUCUGCACAUUUGUCAAAAAUGUAAGCUUGAAUGCUAAUGUUUGCCAGCAGACUGGAGCAGCCAGUCUAUGCACUUACUACUGUUCUACUAAAAUAACAUGCCAUAGAAAUAGAGAACCGCUGCUAAGUCAUACCACAAGUUCUACAUGGGAGAUUCAUAAAGGUUUUUAGAACCAACACCUCGACCCUGGCUUUCCUCGGACUUAAAAAUAUGGUCAUGAUUUAUUUAUUUAUUUAUUUAUUUAUUUAUUUAUUUAUUUAUUUAUUUAUUUAUUCACUUAUUGCAGGGGAAUCUGACUACAGAAUAAAUCUCACUCUUUCAGAAAAUCCACUUUGGAUAAGGUGUAAAUUUAAGCAAAGUUUGGAAGGCUGAGCUACUGUCAGCAGCCCAAACACUGUAAAUUCCAGGUACUACUUAAGGACAAAACCUGACUCCUAGCAGACAGAGACCCUGACUCUUGCUCAAUCAUCCCCUCCUCUGUCUUCUUGGGAAAGUCUGGUGCUCUGGCCUCCAAGGAUACAAACAUGGAACCCCAGGCAAUCAAUCGCGAGCAGAUAGGGUCUCUCCAGGGAACUAGAUGUCUUCCCUGUCCCUAUGCCCAAGUGAAAUCCAAGUCGUAACCCUGGGACUAUGGUAUGCCUCAGAGAAAGUUCUCCCAGGAAGGGCAUAGCGAUCAAAGUUGUCAACCGGGCAUUUUGAGAGAUGACCCCGUGGUUGACAUUUUAAGUACAAUCUAGCCCUGGUGGAGGCCAGGGUCAAAACCUACCCUGAGCUCUACGCUGCUCCCCCUCUCUCAGUGUUCUGGGGUCAUCCCAGAAGGGACUUCUUUAGCGCCUUUUGCCCGGUACACGCACGUGUCACUCUCCGUACCUGUCACCUGCCUCCUCAGUUCCUCGCACCGGCUCUCCAAUCCCAGUUCGGCUGCCCUGCAAGCUCUGCAAUGGAGGAGCACUGGAAAAGGCCGCUUCUCUCUAGUGUGGAACUUAACAGGGAACCGAGGAGUUGACCCCAGUGCUGCACCUGUGCGGCCAAAACCCCAACUAAGACAGCACGCAUGCCUCCCAGCCUUCCGCCCAAGCCCAAGCCCAAAUCACCCUCCAGGGCCGACCGGCGAUCGCCAGCGAGGGCUCUACAAGCGCUGUACUUCGGCUCUCAAACUCUGGGAUCCAACUUGAGCGCCCAGCGCCCGAGUGGCUCCCGGGAUAGAGAAGUUGCCACAAACUUCCCGGGCCCCUCUCCAUCGCCUCCCGCCACCAGCCAAGCAGUGCUGGUCGGGAUAGGACAGGGGGAGAUGGACCAGGAUAGGAUGCUAAGUGGACUCCAGAUCCAGAGCGCGACCUUUCCACUCCACCCGGCACCUCGCCGCCUUCCCGGCACCAGGGCUCACGAAGCGGCUCCCUUUCCCCGCUCGCCCGCUUACGGCUUCCCCCCUCCGCCUUUCUCCUCUAAAGAGGGCCGCCCCCACGACCUGAACGAAAGUGUCCAACUAGAGUCUGCCAGGCAGGUGUGCGAGAGAAGCAGGACACCAGGAAAGUACGCAUCCCGGCCAUGUCCCUCACUUCACCAGCCCAGUCCUCCCGAGUGCCUGCGCGCGCGCGAGAAGGGCCAGCAAGACCCCGGCUCGCAAGGGGCGCAAAGCCGCCCCAGCCGGGGCCGCGGAGAAGUUUGGAUCGGUUCCGCAUCCUCAGAAAACGGAGGCGAGUGGAGCAAGAGACCCAGAGCGUGAGCAGCACCGGCAGGGAGCAAAGGAG
Molecule: messenger RNA, 2831 nt
Organism: Peromyscus californicus insignis
Lineage: Eukaryota; Metazoa; Chordata; Mammalia; Rodentia; Cricetidae
Product: probable serine/threonine-protein kinase samkC
Exons: 2
Coding region: 2135-2806 (223 amino acids)
Source: RefSeq, a predicted model, not a curated record